GUAACUCCUUGGGUCAAAGUGGUGGGAAGACAUUUGUUAUUUAUACAUUUUAUAAAGACUUUAUGUAACAAGGGAGUCACUUCAGCAAUAAAAGACUUCGAACACUCAGCUGUUCGGCUCUGGCCUCUGGACUGGACACAGAACCGAACAGUACCGCACGUCACGCCGUAAUGCAAGAGCCUCGUGUGAGAGUGAAAGUUGCUACGCUCUUUACGUGCACCGUGUGACGUCAGAACGAAUGGUUUCCGCUCAUGCUCGCGAGGACAGGAGGAGAUGAGGCGGAUGCAGCUGGUGGAUGUGUUGUAGUGAUGUAAUGUUGCCUGUUUGGUGACUACGGAUGGCUGUUUGUGCCAGGCUCUGCGGAGUGGGCCAGUCGCGGAGGUGCAGGAGGCGACAGCGGCAGAACCAGCAGGAUCAGGGCAGCGAUUCCGACAUGGACGAGGAAGAAGAGGAGCGGAUCGUGGGCCAGAAGCAAGGCGACGUCGGCGGCAGAGCUGGAGGAGCUGGAGGCGCUGGAGGAGCUGGAGGCCCGAACAGCGGCGCCGACACUGCAGGGCCGAGCGACGGCAGCGGUCAUGUCAACAGAGGGGGCUGUCUGCGGAGCACGGGACCUGCACACCCGCAAUCAUUAGCGGAUUUACCGCCGGAGCUCUUAGUAGAAAUCUUCUCUUUGCUUCCCGGAACCGCGCUGCCGAACGUCGCCCUCGUCUGCAAGAAAUUCAAACAAAUCCUCACCACGGAGACCAUCUGGAGGAGGCGGUGCAUGGAGGAGUUUGGUAUGAAGGACGAUCUGAGGAAGAUGGAGGUGGGAGGAGUGUCCAGCCAGGAUCUCUAUGUUAAACGUGUCAACCCACGAGUGAAGUCUGGGCGCUUUAUGAAGCUCCUCCCAGACUACGAGCACAUGGACUAUAAAGACGUGUACACACACCUGCUUCACCCAUACAGACAUAUCUUGGGCUUAUGGCAGCCUGACAUAGGACCUUAUGGUGGAUUGCUCAAUGUUGUGGUGGACGGGCUCUUCAUCAUUGGUUGGAUGUAUUUGCCACCUCACGACCCCCGUGUGGAAGAUCCAAUGAGAAGACGGCCGCUCUUCCGUAUCCACAUGUGGGAGAGCAAAAAGGCCACUGUGGAGUGCAUGUACGGACACAAGGGUCCCCACAAAGGAGACAUACAGACUGUGAAGAAGGAUGAAUUUUCAACUAAAUGUAACCAGACUGAUCAUCACCGCAUGCCAGGGGGCAGACAGGAGGAGUUCAGGACAUGGCUGGAGGAAGAGUGGGGUCGGACGUUGGAAGAAAUCUUCCACGAGCACAUGCAGGAGCUCAUCCUGAUGAAGUUCAUUUACACAAGUCAAUAUGAUAACUGCUUGACGUACCGGAGGAUCUAUCUGCCUCCUGUGAUGCCCUCUGACCUGCUGCAGCCGGGCCUCUUCAAAGGCACCUAUGGCAGCCACGGCUUGGAGAUCGUCAUGCUCAGUUUCCACGAGGCUACUGCGCGAGCCACCAAGCUCACUGGAGACCCCAAUGUUCCUGCAGGACAACUCACUUUGGAUGUUGACCUGAACCGGGCAGUGGUCCUCCCAGAUUUAGAGCAACAGCGCAACAUUGAGGAGCUUUCCCGCCUGGUACUGGGGGUACACAAGGAGGUACAGAGAGAAGCAGAACAACAGGCCAUGGUCACUUCUGCGGUCAGAGGUGCAGCCGAGGGAGCCUGCGGUAGCGACGGUGCAGCAGAAGGUGUGGAGGCAGACUGGGGUGCCUGUUCAGACAGCUGCCAGCCUGGCCCCAGCAACAGCACCACCAAUCACCCUGAAGAGCAGCCUUUCGUCCUGCCCCUGGGGGUCACGGCUCGCAACGAGGUGUACCCUCGCACCUGCAGGCAAUGCUUCUACGGGACAGGCCUGAUCGCUGGGCACGGCUUUACAAGUCCAGAGCGCACCCCGGGGCUCUUUGUGCUGUUUGAUCAGGACCGUUUUGGUUUCAUCUGGCUGGAGUUGAAGUCUUUCAGUCUGUACAGUCGCCUGACGGACCACCUAGCCCAUGCUCACGCCCCAAACAUGGAGCGUUUUGAGGCCAUGCUGCGCAACAUGCAGUCCUGGACAUCCUGAUGCAUCACGCUUUAAGUAUCCUCCCACUAUAGGGUGCAUAAUAACAACCGUUGCACACAAAUUCACCUCUGUCCUCUGCUGACAACGCUACUAUCACGAUAACUCGCUAGGUUCUAUCUAGAUCUGUUUCACACACAUUGGGUUUUACUACUAAUUAAGCUAGUUUUAUCACCCCAAGCACUUUGAAAGGCCCCAAAGUCACCAUUUAUCAUCUCAGCUCUGUAUGACCAUGACUCUCCAGUGCAGCAUGAUAACAGGUCACAUUAACCUUUUUUUAUUUAUUUAUUUAUUCCCUGCAGGAGAAAAGGAAUGAUACUUCAUACCACUUAUUACAGAUGAAACUGUACGUGCCUCUGAUUCUAAAACAUGUCUGUACUCGGUAGUGCUUGAAAAAGAUAAAGGUGUCCAAUGUAUUCUACUAUAUAGUAUUAUACUGAUUUUAGUGCCCAACAUAUUGAACUGCAUGCUGCGUUUUAAUUAGAUCUAAGCGUAUUACACACAUAACCAUUCUCUAAACACGAUUAUUUAUUUUCAAUGAAGCAGCAUGCCCUGCUUUUUAGUUGCUUAUUUUAUUUUAUUUUAUUUUAUUUUAUUUUAUUUUAUUUUAUUUUAUUGCUUUAGAGACAUCAUAAUUUAAAGACAGCAUCUCAGGUGUUUUUCUCCUUACGCCACAUGUCAGUGAAAAACAGGGGAAAGUAUUGAUGUGUAUAACUAAAAGGUUUUAUUGAAUUGGCCAAUAAAAACACUGAGUGAGUUUUACAACUGGGCAAUUUUCUAAUCAUUGACAAGAGGAUUUGCUGUCUUAUCUAACACUGGAGCUCCAUCAGCCGGUCUUCAGCCAGACUGACUUUUUUUUGCCCUUUGUACUUGAGAUAUUGUUUUCAGUGAUUCAUCAGACACCCAACAUAAUAUUAUGUAAAUUGGAAAGAUGUAUUGUACUGCAGUAGAAUAACAUAACCUAUACAUGAGCUGGAUUAAAUGGAAAUUCAACAGUAUAUGUGCUCAUGUAAUGAUGAUGUUCAACACAAACAUCUCUUUCCUUCUGAAAUGUUUUGCAUUCGUUGUUUGUUGAAAUGGCUGACGUGGCGUUUGCCUGGCUUUAUACCUGCAAAGCUGUUUUCCUCCUGAUUUAUUUGGAACUUGAGACCAGGCUAGCUCAACAUUCUACGAACCAACAGCUCAAAGUACCAAGUAAGUGUCUGUAUGUCUCACUACGGCCUGAUGGUGAAGCCCAGUAGCUUUCCUACUCCAAGUGCACUUUUCUGGGCGGUAUAGAGAAUCAUUCAAAACCACUGGCCAGCACUUUUAUAUCAGACUGCAGCUUUACUAACAUUUGCAACAAAAAAAAGUGUCUGCUAUAAUAUUAUUCAUGUUUUUCUUUUUUUUUACAUUCUCCCUCUGCUACUUAAAUGAUUUGCCUUCAAAAAAUGUUGCUUUGUACUAUUUUCAAUGUCAUGCGCCUGAUUUGGUGGAAACAAACUUAGUUUGACCUAUUGAACUACUCACAUCAGACUUCAGGGAGCUUUUCAGCUUAGGCGCUCUUCUCAGUAAUAAAAAAAAAAAAAAAAAAA
This is a messenger RNA of Larimichthys crocea (large yellow croaker), 3678 nucleotides long. RefSeq names its product F-box protein 31 (gene fbxo31). Gene Ontology annotation, biological process: SCF-dependent proteasomal ubiquitin-dependent protein catabolic process. Bases 338 to 2107 code for a protein of 589 amino acids. Gene Ontology annotation, cellular component: SCF ubiquitin ligase complex. The record is from RefSeq and is a predicted model, not a curated record. The transcript has 10 exons. Gene Ontology annotation, molecular function: protein binding. Lineage: Eukaryota; Metazoa; Chordata; Actinopteri; Sciaenidae.